AUGUCCACAUUUUUGAUCGUCAAUAGCCCCCUUCUUUUGAAAAAUCUCAUUCAAACCCUGGGCACUUCCAUCAUUAUGAAGCCCCAAACGUCGACGGUCAUCUUAGGGCUUUGCACUUCAGCCCUUGCCCUCCCUUUCGGCAAUAAUCAAAAUGAGAAUCCAACCAAGACAACGCAGGCAUCUAAGCGUCAAGAUGUCGCAAACCCCAACCCCUCUGCUACGGCAGAAAACGCGGCCCCAAACCCCAUGAGCCAGGCGGGUGGGUUUUCGUUCCCCGGCUUCGGCGGAGGACAGUUCAAUGGCCAAACCCAGGGCGCUCAGACCUCAGGUUUCGGAGGCUUCCCAGGAGGUGGAAGCUUCACUGGCGGAGGAGGCUUCCCCGGCGCCGGACAGGGACAGGGUUCGCCCUUCACAGGUGGUUUUGGCUUCCCCGGCUCACCAAUCCAAGGAGCAGAGAGUGAGGGCGCUACUCAGACUGUUGAGCCCUCGGAAUCCGGUAACCUUCCCGGAGGUGCAGGCUUCGGUGGAGGCUUUGGAGGUUUCUCAGGCAGCGGAGGCUUUGGCGGAGGUUUCCCAAGCGGCGGAGGCUUUGGCGGGGGUUUCCCUGGCUCACCAACCCAAGGGGCAGAGAGUGAGGGCGCUACUCAGACUGUUGAGCCCUCGGAAUCCGGUAACCUUCCCGGAGGUGCAGGCUUCGGUGGAGGCUUUGGAGGUUUCUCAGGCAGUGGGGGCUUUGGCGGAGGCUUCCCAAGCGGCGGAGGGUUCGGCGGAGGCGGCUUCCCGGGCUUUCCUACUUCAUCAAGCCAGGAAGAGAGCCAGCAGUCUGCCCAAACUACCGAAGCCCCGGCCUCUAAUAGCUUCUUCGGCGGAGGAAGCUUCCCUAGCGGGGGCUUCGGCGGCGGGGGUUUCGGUGGCGGAGGCUUUCCGGGGUUCUCCAACGCUCCAAGCCAAGAUGCUUCGGCCUCUGGUAGCCCCUUCGGUGGUGCUGGUGGUUUCCCCAGUGGAGGUUUUUCCGGAGCCGGUGGCUUCUCGGGCUUCGGCCAGGGCUCAGGUUUCCCAGGGUUCUCUAACGCUCCGGGCCAGGGAGCGGGCGCAGAUGCUUCCCAAGGCGCUGAGCCCCCGGCAUCUACGAGUCUCCCCUCAGAUGAUGGAAAUCAGGUAACAAGUGCCAGAGAAGCUUCCAACAUCCCAAGCCAAGGAGAAGACGAAGUUGGCCCGGAAACCUCCGACACUCCUAGCCAAAGCGAAGGCGAGGAUGCCCCUCAAGAUACGGAAGCCCCGGUUUCUAGUGGCCUCUUCGGAGAAGGUGAAGGUCCUUCAGCAAGCGCUGGAUUUUCUGGCUUCGGCCAGGAAUCGGGUUUCCCGGAUUUCUCUGACUCCUCAAACCAAGGAGGGUUCGGUCAGGGAGGCUUUGGCCAAGGAUCAUUCUCUGGUUUCUCCAACCCAAGCCAAGAGGGAGAAGGCGAGAGCCCCUCCCAGGAUGCCUCAAACCAAGGAGGGUUCGGCCAAGGCGGGUUCGGCCAAGGCGGUUUCGGUCAGGGAGAAUUUGGCCAGGGAUUAGAUUUCUCUGGUUUCUCCAACCCUACAGGCCAAGAGGGAGAAGGCGAGAGCCCCUUCCAGGAUGCCGAGAAUUCCCCGGAUGGUGGUUUCUUUGGAGCUGGAGGCUUUUCAGGCUUCAAUCAGGAAUCCGGGUUCGCAGGUCCCACGGGCCCUCCCACUCCCACGAGCCAAGGGGAGGAGAAUGGAGGCACCCAGGGACAAGAAGAAACCUCCGACGAGGCACAGGACACUUCUGGUCUACGCCCAGGAUUGCCAGGAAAUGGAGGCUUCCCAGACUUUCCAUGGCCGCCUGGAAAUGACAAUGAGACCGACGAGAACGCCACGACCAAUGGGGCCCCUAGUCCAUUCGGCAACUCUGCGACAGGCACGUUCUCAGGAUUUGGUGGACAGUCAUUUGGCCAGCCCACCAGUGUGCCAGAUACCACUGAAGAUUCCGUGACGGAUGGAUUCGCAGGCAUAGCAGGCGGCCAGGAUGUGCCAGAAACGCCUGUCGAUGCACCUGAGCCGGAGGAGGAACAAGAAACCUCAACCUGAAUUUGAUGCUUCAAAAUGUAUUUUCCUUUUGUCAUGGGUGUUUUUUGAUUUCCUUAUUCACUAAUUCUCUCCUUUCCCUCUUUUUUCUCUUUUUGUUUCUGUUUAUUGUGAGAUCCACGUCACUUUUUGGGAGAUGGGUUAUGUCUGUAGGUACUGGUGGAAUAGAUCAAAAGAUAUAUGUUGCUGUCGUUAUGAUUAUUCAUUUGAUGCUUUGCAAAGGGUCUGAAACGAACGUCUUCCAUCUAGUGCUAGUCGGUGACCAUCUUGCCUAGAGAUAUGACUCAGAUAAACAGGCUUGACACAGAGUGUUCGAG
Molecule: messenger RNA, 2408 nt
Organism: Aspergillus melleus
Lineage: Eukaryota; Fungi; Ascomycota; Eurotiomycetes; Eurotiales; Aspergillaceae
Exons: 1
Coding region: 1-2094 (697 amino acids)
Source: RefSeq, a predicted model, not a curated record